GUAUAUACCUAUAUCGAUAACAUUAUUAUCGUUAGUAAGAAUAUAGAGGAGUACCUCAAGUACGUUAAGACGGUUCUUAAUAUCCUCGAUAAGGUAUAUAUUUAUAUUUUAGUAGAAAAAUCCUUUAUAGCCUACUUGUCAGUAAGACUGUUUAGCUAUAUAGUCAAUGGCGAAAGAGUAGCUAAGAUAGACAAUAGGAUCAUCGUAUUUAAGAAACUCAAGUUCCUUAAUACCUUUAAGACCUUAGAGUAG
Thermothielavioides terrestris NRRL 8126 is the source of this 252-nucleotide messenger RNA. RefSeq lists its product as uncharacterized. The record is from RefSeq and is a predicted model, not a curated record. NCBI's taxonomy places the organism in Eukaryota, Fungi, Ascomycota, Sordariomycetes, Sordariales, Chaetomiaceae. The transcript has a single exon. The annotation marks the transcript as partial.